Amaranthus tricolor (Joseph's coat) is the source of this 1110-nucleotide messenger RNA. RefSeq lists its product as uncharacterized. The transcript has 8 exons. The coding region runs from base 128 to 793 and encodes 221 amino acids. Gene Ontology annotation, molecular function: protein-disulfide reductase activity. The record is from RefSeq and is a predicted model, not a curated record. NCBI's taxonomy places the organism in Eukaryota, Viridiplantae, Streptophyta, Magnoliopsida, Caryophyllales, Amaranthaceae.
CAACUCUCGCCACGUUACGCGUAGAGAAGUACUAUGAGUUUGUGACAAUGAUAAAAACACCUUGACAAACCUUCCCUUGCAAAACCAGAUUUUCCCACCAAAGAAUCGAACACACACAAAAAAAGCAAUGGCUUUAAGACCAGCAAUUUCCAUUGGAAGACGAACAUACCAUAGCUUCCUCUCAGCAACAUCAGUUUUUGCCACUUCCAAAUCUCUCACCCAUUUCCAUCGUUCAUUGCACCCUCUUCAUCAAGCCAAACCUGGGUUUAGACAUGGUACAUUUCGUGCUAUUCAAGGAACAACAUUGGAUCCUAUAAAACCCAAGAAGGAUACUCAAGAAAAGAAACAAAUUGAUGAUGAUCAAAAUUGGAAGAUCAAAAUGUUGUAUGAUGGAGAUUGCCCGCUUUGUAUGAGGGAGGUAAAGAUGUUGAGGGAGAGGGAUAAUGAUUAUGGAGCAAUCAAAUUUGUUGAUAUAAGCUCAGAGGAUUACUCACCUGAGGAUAAUCAAGGCCUUGAUUACACUACUGUCAUGGGAAGAAUACAUGCAAUUCUCGCUGAUGGAACAGUAGUAACCGAUGUUGAGGCUUUCAGGAAACUGUAUGAAGCUGUUGGUUUGGGAUGGGUUUACGCAAUUACCAAAUAUGAGCCGAUUUCGAGUAUAGCAGACGCAGUUUAUGGUGUGUGGGCAAAAUAUCGCCUUCAGAUAACAGGUCGGCCGCCUAUGGAAGAGAUACUCGAAUCAAGAAAAAAGAAGGCUGAAAUGUGUGGUGACAGCAAAACUUGUAAAAUGUGAAGUUUUCUAGAGCUUCAUUAUUAUCAUCCCAAUGAGUCCCGUCUAAGGUAGAAUCUGGGGAGGGUGGAAAAGAAGGUUCACCAAUUUUAUUAUCACGUGGAGGGCGCGAUUGAAGGGGCCCCUCAACUCGAGUAUUUAGAAGCAGCCCUCUUUAAUUUUUAUAAUUUAAUGUUCUUAGAAUAGCUAAUGUAUACAAAAAAAGUUAUUAUUUAUCCAGAUGUAAAUGUAAACUUAUCGUAUUAUACAAGCUGUUGUGUUAGAUACACAAAUACUUUAUUAAUAAUAAAUAAUUUCUUUUCUGCUUUAUUUUUCUACAA